AUGUAUGAUAAAAGAGCUAUCGUGCUGCUCUUCACAGCACUAUGUGUCUGUCGCAUCUAUGCACUACCUGUGCAAGUGGGUAAUGAAGUAGCUUUCGAUCCUCCAUAUCGCUGGCCAUCCCUGUUCAGCACGCCCAUGGUCAAGCUACUAGGCGACACUUGUUACGAGAGCUUAUUUGAAGAAUUCAACAUGGACGUUCCCUGCUUCAAAUUGCUGAUAUCCAAAGGACUAGGCAUUGGUAUUGUUAUUGGAGGCGCCAUCGUCAAGAUACCCCAGAUCAUCACCAUUCUCAAGCAUCGAUCUGCGCAAGGCCUAUCGCUCACCUCCUUCUUAUUAGAGACCUGUGCCUAUCAGAUUGUGAUGGUGUACAACAUGCGCUUGCAUAACCCAUUCAGCACCUAUGGCGAAGUCUUAUUCAUGACGUUACAGAAUAUCCUCAUUUGUGUGCUGAUUGUAUGGUAUACAAGCAAAGAAAAGCAUUUAGCCGGCGUCACCUGCUUGGGUUUUCUUGGUAUUUUCACGAUAUUGAUCCUUGUGCCUAGCUGGUGCAUGGCUCUCUUGUAUGCAGCGCAGAUUCCUAUUGGAUUGGCAAGCAAAGUUCCUCAGAUUCGAGCCAACUAUCUCAAUCAAUCGACAGGCCAAUUGAGUGUAUUUGCUGUUUUAAACUACUUUGCGGGGACAACAGCACGAGCAUUUACAACAUGGACUGAAUUAGAUGAUCCCAUCAUGUUGGGAGGAAACCUAUUGGCAAGCAUCUUAAACGGCAUCUUGGUGUUACAGUUGGUUAUCUACUGGAAGAAGCAACCUUCAUCAUUGCCGAAUCAUGAUGUCGUAUGGACCAAAGCAGACUAG
Molecule: messenger RNA, 852 nt
Organism: Mucor velutinosus
Lineage: Eukaryota; Fungi; Mucoromycota; Mucoromycetes; Mucorales; Mucoraceae
Exons: 1
Coding region: 1-852 (283 amino acids)
Source: RefSeq, a predicted model, not a curated record